CAACCAGCAAGCCUGCAGCCCGCUGGGCGGAGACUAGAGAGCGGCGCGUGGGUAGGAAGCGGCCGCGGCGGCUGUGGAGGUAGGAAAAUGGCGGUGGCCGCCGCGCAGCUCACUGACGAGGAGCUCUUCUCCGAGCUGAGGCGACUCGGUUUCUCCCCGGGGCCUGUCACCGAAAGCACCCGGCCGGUCUACCUGAAAAAGCUCAAGAAGCUGCGCGAGGAAGAACGGGCAGGCGGGGCUGCCGCCAGCAAGACCCGGAACAGUAACAACAAUAACCCGGGGGCAACGGCGGCGGCGACAGCAGCAGGAGACGGCGGCGGCGGCGGCUUGGGAACGAGGCUGCCUGGCACGGACCUUCCCUCUCUGUCCCGGCCGGCUGCAAGUGGGAGCGGCCGGGCCCGCGCAGCUCCCCUCGGCGGCGGCAAAGUACUUCUGGGUUUCAGCUCGGAUGAGUCGGAUGUGGAGGCCAGCCCCAGGGGCCAGGCUGGCGCCGCUGCGAGCCGAAGGGAGCGGGCUUCAGCUUCGCGCCGAGACCCAAGGCCUGCGGCUGCCCUCAACAGCAGCGGCUUGCAGUCUGAGGCGUCGGCCAGGAGGAAGCCCAAUGCCUGGUGGGGGGCGGUGGCUAAACGGCCGGCGGUCACGUCGGGGACUUGGGAGCAAGCAGAAGGCGGCAGCGGAGGCAGGGACGGCGAGGAGGAGGAGGAGGAGGAGGACGCCGCCGAGCGAGAGCCGCAGCGCUGUAAGAACCGGACCGUGAAUGGGAACAGGUUCCUUUCCUACGGCGGCCCUGGUAAGAGGGAUAAGUAUUCGGACUCCGAGGAAGAGGAAGACGACGAGGAAGAGGCUGCGGAGACGAAACAGCAGGUGUGGAAAGAGGAAUCGCUGGCCCGCCACUACCUGGCCAGGAAAAACCUGAACAAAUCUGCUUCCCCUUUUGGCGCCAGUAAAGGGCCUGCAGCCAGCGAUGGCGUGAUAGAGACCUGCCCGGAGCCAGGUGCAGUUGGUGGCCUUUCACUGAGCGACAGGACAGUGGUUGAUGCUUCUGCUGUUGUGGCUAGGAGGAGAAAUCAAGAGGUCGAGACGGGAGAGGACAGAGCAGCGGCAAGCAGAAGAGGUGAAUAUUUGGACUCGAGUCCACUCCUUCCCAGAUACCGCUGUGGAUCUUCUAAGAAAACCCAUCCACUUUUGUUGCCGCCAUUGCUUGUUGACUUGGACAGUAGCAAGAUGAUGGAUUCUUUGGGCACUAACAGGAAACCAGCCAACAAUCACGUCCUCACGAGUGCAGUUGGGGGCUAUGGUGCUGAACCCAGGAUAUAUACUGCUGCCAACAGCCUUUCUCCAGGUGCUACGGCUUCCUCAUCCAUUAGAGUGAAUCACUCCAACCACACAGGUUCUAAUCAUAUGUACCUGAAAAACACAUGCAAACAGAAGCUCUUGGAGCCUGAGGAGGAUUUGUUUCAGCAGUUCAAGAGAGAAGAAAUAUCCACUACAGGAGGCUUCAGUGCUCAUUACCUGUCUAUGUUCCUUCUAACUGCUGCAUGCUUGUUCUUUCUGAUACUGGGACUCACUUACCUAAGAAUGAGAGGUUCGGGAGUAACUGACGAUGUGGGAGUUGACAGUAAAAGUCUGUUCACAGAAGAAUUACAAGAAAAUCUCAUGAACAGCUUAUACAAACUUCAUGAUAGGUUGGCACAAAUAGCAGGUGAUCAUGAGUGUGGCAACUCUGGCAAGAAAGGUCUUUCUAUCCAGGAGGCAGCUGAAUAUUUAAAAAGUUUAGGUCCAGAAUAUGAAAAUGAGUUUAAUAAAUCCCUGCAAUGGAUUCUAAAAAGUGGAGAAGAUGUUGGCAUAAAGUGUGUUGGCUACAGCUCUGAUGAGGAAUCCAUAACUAAUACAACUGAUGUAAAAUACCUGGUAUCAACCAGGCCACAAAUGUCAUUUACAUGUCGUUUUCGUCGUGCAUUUGUUACCGUAACAUGUAGAUCAUUAAUUCUGCUUUUAGGUAUAGGAAUUAUUUGGGCAGUCUUGAGGUAUAUGAAAUAUCGGUGGUCUAAGGAGGAAGAGGAAACUAGACAAAUGUAUGAUAUGGUUGUAAAAAUUAUCGAUGUCCUAAGAAGCCACAAUGAAGCAUGCCAGGAAAACAAAGAUUUGCAGCCAUAUAUGCCUGUUCCACAUGUACGAGAUUCUUUGAUUCCACCUCAAGACAGGAAAAAAAUGAAGAGAGUGUGGAAUAGAGCUGUUGAUUUCCUUGCUGCAAAUGAAUCUAGAGUUCGCGCAGAAACACGGAGAAUAGGUGGUGCUGAUUUCCUGGUUUGGAGAUGGGUACAGCCCUCUACACCUUGUGACAAAAUGUUGGUUAUACCAUCUAAAGUAUGGCAGGGGCAAGCGUUUCAUCUGGAUAGAAGAAAUUCACCCCCAAAUAGUUUGACUCCAUGCCUAAAGAUUCGCAAUAUGUUUGAUCCAGUUAUGGAAAUAGGGGAUCAUUGGCAUUUGGCAAUUCAAGAGGCAAUCUUGGAAAAAUGCAGUGAUAAUGAGGGAAUUGUUCAUAUAGCAGUGGACAAAAAUUCACGUGAGGGUUGUGUAUAUGUCAAAUGUUUGUCUCCAGAAUAUGCCGGAAAGGCUUUUAAGGCGUUACAUGGAUCUUGGUUUGAUGGGAAACUGGUAACAGUAAAAUAUCUACGGCUAGAUCGAUACCAUCAUCGUUUUCCCCAGGCUGUUACUUGCAAUGUUCCCUUGAAGCCGUCAAACACACAUAUGAACUCGAUGUCGCAUCUUCGUCUCCGGAUAGGCACAACUAACUCUCAGGGAAAUUCCUGAGACAUUGCUACUAUAAAAACUGCUAACUUGCCGCAGGAACACUUCCUGCCUGGCUCUGUCUUCCACUUUUAGUACUUUUUGUAUGUAACAUUUUCAUUAAUCCAUGUUCCUGAAUCUCAUUUUUCAGAAUGUCUGAGUAAUGAGGCAGUAUACUGAACUAAAAGAACAAUUGCUCUUUGAAGUGUAUUAGAGCUAAAGCAAACCAACUCAUUGUUUUGCAUGACAAGUGUUGAAUUUAUUAAACAUUCUCAGAUGUGGCUGUAUUUUUGCACCAAGAAGUGUUUGAUAACAAUCUAAAAGCAUGGAGAUGUAAGGUAUUUCCAUAAUUUCCUGUGAAAUAAUCUUGUGGGUAUUUUGUAACAACACCUCCUACGGUUUCUCAUGGCAAGUGAAUAGAGGUGUUCUUUUCUCUCUGGUUUGGUUGCUGUUGCCAUGAAAGCUUUUAUCUUUGUCAGCCUAGGGAUGGAAACAAAAUUCUGUUUUGGUGGUUACUGAGGAAAAAUCAACUUAAUAAAGAUGUAUUGGUUUUGUAUAUAAAUGUAAAUGCUGGUGGUGGCAGCAAAAGUAAUCUUGUUUUGUGAGGAUGUCUCCAUUAAAGCAGUGAAUAAGCUUCCUGUUUUAUUCAUAACCUAAUGUUUUAUAUAUUUUGGCUGUACCAUUACAUAAAGGUCAAACAGCCAAAACACCUUGAAGUAUUAGAUACAAGUUAAAUAUCUUUUAUAGGUUUUAUAUUAAAUAUCUGGUUAUGAUUUUAUGUGAAUGGUCUGAUAUUGUAAUUGUGAUGAUGGAUUCAGAAUUAUGUGAGCAAUAAAGAAGCGAUUGGCAGGUAUUCAAACACUUUGUGAAAAGCUGUUAUUUAUUAUAAAAGGAAGGCAGUGGCAAUGUUCCACUGGGGGAAUAGACUUUCCUAUAUGGUUUUGCUACCUAGACAUGUAAAACUAAAAAAGAUGCACAUAUUUUGGAAACAAACUUUUGGUUGUAAGAACUUAGAAAUGCAGUACAUUUACAUGAGGACUUGUGUGUGUUUCUGUAGUAAACUUGUGCAUUGUUUACACCUAAAACUACAAAAUCUAGUUUAAAAUAUAAAAUUAAUGGCUACAAAAAUUUCUGUUGAUGCAGCAUAAUUUGUCAAUCCAGUUGGAUAUUGUAUUGGUAAAGAGAUGGGAAGCCAACCAGUUUAAUAUACAUUUAUUAAAGCCCAGAUUUAUUGUAGAUAUGGAUCUGCAGCAUGAACUUGCACAAAUUAUGCACGUUUUCUUAUGGCUAAGUGAACACGAUGCACACUAUUCUGCAACAGAAAAUCCUAUUGUGCCUUACCUUUGUGCUUUUUAUGGGCAACAUGUUUAAUAAUGGAGGGUUUCUUAUCUGGAAAAAAACCCUUAGUUUGUUUUAUGUCUUGGACGCUAACAAGUAUGUGUAAUAUAAUCAGCCUUGCAAAAUUCUACUCAACAAGAGCAAGUACAUAUUUUUAAGAAGCGAGUAGAUUUUUGUUAAGUCUGGUAGAUUUUUCAUUACUAUAUACAUAUACAAAUGUAUGUAAUAUACAUGUAUAUGUAUUAUAUGUAUAUAAUCAGAGUUUGCUGUAUUUGUGCAUCAUAGUGAUUUAUUGACCUGAUCUUAGUAACCCAUCUUGUGAUCUGUUGAAAGCGUGAAUGUAAAAUUAGUUGUGGCAGUUUAAAAGGUUGCCUUUUGAUGCUGAUGCAUCUUCCUUGCUUCUAAACUAUUUGUAAACACUGUACAUUUAUUAUAGCAAUCUGUACUAUUAUGCAGCUUAUUUUACCUAAAAAUGUUGACCAGUAUUCCUUUCUGUAAGACAGAUGGGAAUGUGUAUAAUACCUUGGACACUUGAGAAAAUCAGAUGUUUGUAAUUUGUCAUUUGUCCUGUAAAAACACAAAAACAAGACUAAUUAAAGAUUUAUUAGGGCUUUUUA
Heteronotia binoei (common prickly gecko) is the source of this 4745-nucleotide messenger RNA. RefSeq names its product LEM domain containing 3 (gene LEMD3). The record is from RefSeq and is a predicted model, not a curated record. NCBI's taxonomy places the organism in Eukaryota, Metazoa, Chordata, Lepidosauria, Squamata, Gekkonidae. Gene Ontology annotation, biological process: negative regulation of BMP signaling pathway; nuclear envelope organization. The transcript has 13 exons. Bases 88 to 2814 code for a protein of 908 amino acids. Gene Ontology annotation, molecular function: chromatin DNA binding. Gene Ontology annotation, cellular component: nuclear inner membrane.